Messenger RNA from Colletotrichum karsti, 1608 nucleotides. Its product is annotated as LPXTG-domain-containing protein. Gene Ontology annotation, molecular function: transmembrane transporter activity. The transcript has 3 exons. The record is from RefSeq and is a predicted model, not a curated record. NCBI's taxonomy places the organism in Eukaryota, Fungi, Ascomycota, Sordariomycetes, Glomerellales, Glomerellaceae. The coding region runs from base 1 to 1608 and encodes 535 amino acids. Gene Ontology annotation, biological process: transmembrane transport. Gene Ontology annotation, cellular component: membrane.
AUGGCGCAGUCCGAAUACGUCGAGAUGCAGCGGCCCAAGGGCGAGUAUGCCGCAGUCAACACCACGAGCUCGUCGGAGAAGACGGGCAGCCAGCAAGCCCACGAUGGCCCGGAAUCGCAAGUUGACGACGUCGGCGCAACGCUGAGGCGACUCUUCUCCUUCUGGCAGCUCCUGGCCUUUGCAUUGAUCUUCAUGUCGUCGUGGGAAGUCAUGGCCAUGGACAUGGGAGCAACGUUCUACAACGGCGGCCCUCAGACACUCGCCUGGGGCAUCAUCCUCGUCGUCGUGGGCGCCAUGGCCCAGGCCCUGUCCAUGGCGGAGCUCGCGACCAUCCAGCCGAUCGCCGGUGCCCAGUACCACUGGACUCACUUCCUCGCGCCGGGAAAACACAGACGAUUCAUCACGUGGAUGCAAGGCUGGGUGACCUGGUUCGCCUGGGUCUCAGCCCUCGCCGGCUCGGCCGCAUCGGAGGCGAACAUCAUCAUGGGCCUCGUCGUCACGAACUACCCGAGCUACAACUUCCAGCCCUGGCACCUCACGAUGGUCGUCAUCGCGCAGCUCGUCGUCGUGGGGCUCAUCAACACGUACGCCUUCCGCACCAUCCCCUGGAUGGAGCUGCUGGCGGGCGUGCUGCACGUCGUCCUCUGGCUCAUCCUCGUCGUCGUGCUCCUGACCCUCGCCCCGCGCGCCAGCGCCGACUUCGUCUUCUUCGAGCGUACCGUCAGCUCCGGCUGGACGAACGACUUCGUCUCGUGGAACAUUGGCAUGCUGGUCCCGGCGUGGGGUUUCAUCGGGUUCGACGGCGUCGUGCACAUGGCGGAGGAGGUCAAGAGGGCGAAGCAGGCCGUGCCGCGGGCCAUGAUGUGGACGAUCGUGCUCAACGGGAUCAUGUCGUACGGGAUCAUCAUGGCCAUCUUGUUCGCGAUGGGUGAGCCGGAUGAGGUCCUGUCGUCGGAUUACCCGAUCAUCCCGCUCCUCUUCAACGCCGCCGGCCCGGCCGCGGGGACGGCCAUGGUCUGCGGGCUGCUCAUCAUCACGUUCUGCGUCGUGGCGGCUUCCCUCGCCUCGGUGUCACGAAUUACCUGGGCGUGGGCGAGAGACGGCGGGCUGCCGCGCUACUUUGCCAAGAUCCACCCCAAGCACAGAGUUCCCGUCAGGUCCGUCUGGCUGCCGUGUAUCAUCGUCACGCUGCUCUCGCUUUUCACGGUGGGGAACAACGCCACGGCGACGAUCUUUUCGGCCUUUACCGCGCUUUCGUCGCUGGGGCUGUACAGUUCGUACAUCAUCGCCAUCUCCUGUAUGCUGCACGCCAGGAUGACGGGGCGCGUCGGCCAUGGUCCGCAGUUCGAGGUCCAGUAUGGGGGAUGGUCGUUGCCGAAGGGUUGGGGCGCGCCGAUUAACAUAUACGCGCUGCUUUGGUCGGUGUAUCUGAGCAUAUGGCUGCCGUUCCCUCAGACUAUUCCCGUUACCGGGACGGAGAUGAACUAUGCUGGGCCGGUCUAUGUCGUAGUCGUGGCCGGUGCGCUCGGCUUUUGGUUUACUUGGGGGAAGAAGCAUUGGCCCGGUCUUAACAAGACCGCCAUCGAAAGGGUUAAGGCGUAUAACUAG